Molecule: messenger RNA, 222 nt
Organism: Aspergillus steynii IBT 23096
Lineage: Eukaryota; Fungi; Ascomycota; Eurotiomycetes; Eurotiales; Aspergillaceae
Exons: 1
Source: RefSeq, a predicted model, not a curated record
AUUACAGGGGGUACAAUGUGCGUUCAAAGACUCGAUGAUUCACUGAAUUCUGCAAUUGACAUUAAUUAUCGCAUUUCACUGCGUUCCUCAUCGAUGCCGGAACCAAGAGAUCCAUUGAUGAAAGUUUUAACUGAUGGCGAUACAAUCGACUCAGACGACAAAACUUCAGACAGUGUUCACGUAGGUGUCUCCGGCGGGCGCUAUCUUCUCUGCACUAUCUAA